Molecule: messenger RNA, 4951 nt
Organism: Cuculus canorus (common cuckoo)
Lineage: Eukaryota; Metazoa; Chordata; Aves; Cuculiformes; Cuculidae
Gene: ERCC6L2
Product: ERCC excision repair 6 like 2
Exons: 19
Coding region: 78-4712 (1544 amino acids)
Molecular function (GO): ATP-dependent chromatin remodeler activity; ATP binding
Source: RefSeq, a predicted model, not a curated record
UGGGGGGGCGUCGGGGGUCGUCAGUGACCUCGGGCGCGGCUCCUGCCGAGAGGGCGGCGGGGACUCCGAAAGUUACAAUGUGUGAUGAUGUCCCAGAUUGGCAUAUUGGGGAGAAAUGCCUUGCCUCUUCUCUUGAAAAUGGGGAACUUCAUGAAGGAACAGUAUACUCUCUUGAAAAGGACAAGAAUGGAAAAUCAUUUGCUGUUGUAUCAUUCUCGGAGCACAAAGAAAUGAAAGUACCAAUAACUGAACUUUGUGGAGUCAAAGCCAGUAGAGGACCCUGGAAAAGCUUAAUAUUUGAUGAUGGUGACCUGGAAAAGCCUUAUUUUCCUGACAAAAAUCCUCCAUCACCUGCAGUUGCUUUUAAAUUAUCUGACAAUGGUGAUUUUAUCCCGUAUACAAUUAACAGAUACCUGCGUGAUUAUCAAAGGGAAGGAGUCCAAUUUCUGUAUAGACACUAUGCUAAUAAAAGAGGGUGUAUUCUUGGAGAUGAUAUGGGCCUUGGAAAGACAAUACAGGUUAUUUCAUUUUUGGCUGCGGUGUUGCACAAAAAGGGAACACAUGAAGAUAUUGAAAAUAAUAUGCCAGAAUUUUUGCUGAAGAGAAUGAAAAAAGAAUCAAAGUGCUACACAAAGAAGGCUUUCCUCAUAGUGGCCCCUCUUUCAGUGCUGUACAACUGGAAGGAUGAGUUAGACACAUGGGGGUACUUUAAAGUCUCUAUCUUACAUGGCAGUAAAAAGGAUGAUGUCUUGAGUCGCAUCAGGCGAGGAAAAUGCGAAGUUGCCCUCACAACAUAUGAGAUACUUCGCCUGUAUUUGGAUGAAUUUAACAGUGUAGAGUGGUCGGCUGUGAUAGUGGAUGAAGCACACAGAAUCAAGAAUCCAAAGGCUCAAAUAACUCAAACCAUGAAGUCAUUGAAAUGCCUUGUUCGCAUAGGUCUUACUGGAACCAUUCUUCAAAACAAUAUGAAGGAACUUUGGUGUGUUAUGGACUGGGCUGUACCAGGACUUUUGGGUAGCAGACUACAGUUCAAGAAGAAGUUUUCUGAUCCAGUUGAGCAUGGUCAGAGGCAUACUGCAACGAAAAGAGAGCUAGCAACAGGUCGUAAGGCCAUGGUAAAGCUAGCAAGAAAAAUGUCUGCCUGGUUUCUGAGACGUACCAAAGCGCUUAUCAGCGAUCAGUUGCCAAAAAAAGAAGACAGAAUGGUAUACUGUUCGCUGACCGAAUUCCAGAGAGCGGUGUACCAGGCUGUGCUAGAGACAGAGGAUGUAAGCUUAGUAUUGCGAGCAGGAGAGCCUUGUAGCUGCAACAGUGGCCGUAAAAGGAAGAACUGUUGCUACAAAGUAAAUGCUCAUGGUGAAACAAUUAAGUCAUUGCGCUUCAGUUACUUGACAAUCCUACAGAAGGUAGCAAAUCAUGCUGCACUGCUACAGACAGACAACACUACUAAGCAGCAGGAAGCACAUAUCAAACGGGUGUGUAACCAGGUAUUUUCCAGUUUUCCAGAUUUCGUGCAGUUAAGCAAAGAUGCAGCCUUUGAAACAAUUUCAGAUCCCAAGUACAGUGGAAAAAUGAAGGUCCUUCAGAAGCUUUUAAAUCACUUCAGAAAAAACAAGGAUAAAGUUCUUCUUUUUUCCUUUUCCACAAAGUUGCUAGAUGUACUGGAACAAUACUGUAUGGCAUCUGGGCUAGAUUACCGAAGACUUGAUGGAAAUACAAAACCAGAAGAUAGGACCAGAAUUGUGAGAGAGUUCAACAACGUUCAAGAAAUUACCAUAUGUCUUGUAUCUACAAUGGCUGGUGGACUGGGUCUUAAUUUUGUCGGUGCCAAUGUUGUUAUACUGUUUGAUCCUACGUGGAACCCAGCAAAUGAUCUUCAAGCUAUUGACAGAGCUUAUAGAAUUGGCCAAUACAAAGAUGUUAAAGUGUUUAGAUUGAUAUCCCUGGGAACUGUGGAGGAGAUGAUGUACUUGCGACAAGUUUAUAAACAGCAACUUCACUGUGCAGUUGUUGGAAGUGAGAAUGCUAAGCGGUAUUUUGAGGCAGUGCAAGGAUCAAAGGAACAUCAAGGAGAGCUUUUUGGGAUCCAUAACCUUUUCAAACUUAGGACUCAUGGGUCCUGUCUUACCAAAGAUAUCCUGGAGAGAGAAGGUCGUGUAGAAGCAGGAGUUAUGACAGCAACUACAUGGCUAAAGGAAGAGACUUCUCCAUGCAGCUCAGAAAAGUGUGAACAACCAGACUGCAAAGAAGAUAGAAAUCCCAGAAGCAAUCAAGUACAAUUAAAGAGAGACGAAACAGAUUUUUUUGAUGACCUUAGUGAUGAUGAUAUUCUGGAAACUUCUGUGAAAAAAUGUGACAGAAGAAAGCCUUGCAAUGCAAAUAAUUUAAUGGUAACAAAAGGACAGCUUUCCUUAAUGCAAUGUGGAUUCUCUAAGUUGCUGCAAAGAGAAAUUGAAACUACUAAAGAAGAGUGUAAUAACUAUAACUCUCAGCAUUCAAAUUCUGAUGAUCAGACUAUAAGAGCAAAUAUAAAUAGCAAGCAUAGCAAUUUUCUGAAAUCUCGAAGCCAUGUGCAUGUUUUGGAGCAUAGAAAAGCUGUUCCAUCACCAGAUGAAACUAAUAAACAAGGUAUGCGUAGUACAGACCGGAUCGUUUUACCAGUCUCUGAGGCAGAAGAGGGGACAGAAAGUGAGGAUAAAUGGACUCCAAAGGAGAGUUAUGUAGCCAUUGUAACUGAAUCAAGUUCUGAAGAGGAUCAGGAUGUCAUCUUUCCCACCCAAGUUCCAACUUGCCGGCAAGCAGUGUUUGCUAAAAAAGUUGAAAUUCACAGGGCAGCACCUAAAAAUUGUGAAGAGUUAGCAAAAGAGAAAGGUAGAUUGGUAUUUAAGGGAGACAGUAGACAGCUCCAUAGUCCUAGGUCAAAUUUUACCAAAGUCUUGUCUUUUGAAGACAUCAAGAACAACACAAGGGAUUUGAAAGUGUCAAGCGACAUAAGUGAUGAGUCUGAUGAUAUUGAAAUUUCCCAUAAUUCUGAAUCAAGAAAGUUAAAAACUUACAGCUGCCUGAAGUGUAAAGAAAGACACGGCCAUGAUAGUGGACUAGGUAGUUUCUCAAAAUCUCUGCUACUGUCAAAGAAGCGUAGUAGAAAAAUAAAAGAAAGUGAUUCUCAGAAUAUAGAUGAAUUUUCAUCGUCUGAAGAUAACUUACCAGUUGAGGAAAUUCAUGCUGGAAAGCAAAGCUGUAAGUGUAAAAGACAGAGAAGCAGAGUUCAGUUUGAGUCUGAAAUGCUUCAUCCUAUUCAAGAUACGUCUGUUGGACAAAUGAAGUCUAGCAAUUAUGCGAUGUGUAGAACUUCUGCAAGUAAAAUUGAAUUUGAAGAUCAAGAGCAAAAUGCAGGAUCGAUGGACAGAUAUUUAGAUGGUGUUCAAGAAGUGGCAUAUAUUCAUUCGAAUCAGAAUGUGGUCGGAUCCAGCAAGGCUGAGAAUCGCUUGAGCCGGUGGGCAGUGCGAGAUGUAUUUGAGUUGAAGCAGUUUUCCCAGCUCCCUGCUAAUAUAGCAGUCUGUAGUGCCAAGAAAAAUGAUGAAAACCCAGAAGACGACGCAGCAGAGAGGGACAUUAAGGCAGAGCAAGAAAUAUUGGCGAACAAUAAGCAAAGUCACCAAUGUGUUAUGCAUCCUGUGACGCAGAAAACCAAAAAAGUACACAAAGUAGGUUCAACUACCAUCUUGAUUGGAAAGACACCCAAAAGAAUCCGCAGAAGACAAUUUGAGGAAAUGGCAUCUCACUUUAAUAUGGGUUCAGUGGAAGAACUAGCAGAGUAUGUUGUAAAAGCUACAUCAGAAACAAGACAGAAGAUGUUGAAAGAAUUCUAUGUUUCCAAGCAUCCAGAGUUGGAUUCUUUCUUCUCGGUUGAAAUACUAGCACAAGCUUCACAUGAUUGUGAAGAAAGUGAAUUGGGCACAACAUUUUCCAGAAAAAGAAAAUCCGUUAGAAGAUCUGAGUCUAGGUCUUCAUUAGCUAAAGGUAUACUUCUGAAUGGAGCUACAGAAAUGCAGAGCUAUAAAGAAGUAAAGCAGCUUCAUGAUGACUACUGCACACAAGAUAUGUGUGUUGAUGCAAAAUGUAAACUGUCAUCCACUGUUGCUACUCAGCAUAUUGGAAGGAGAAACAGUCAGGCAUUCAAGGAUUUUAUGGCAUCUGGCUCAUUAAGCAAUAAAUCAGAAAUAAUUGAGGUGCUGUCCCUAAAAAGUUGUGAAGGACAGCAGGACUCCAGGGAAACACAGCUGCCAAGAAAAAGAUCCUUGUCUCAGUCAGAAAAUGGGGAGAGAAAAGCUCAGGGUUGUAAGAAAAAGUCUUUUGAGGACAUACUUGGAGAUACUUCUAUUCUCAAUGAUCUCUUCAAAAAUGAUGGAAAUGGGUCUACAGAAUCUCCAAGGCAGUUUACUUCAGGGCAUGUAGAAAAAUCAAAGGAGAGACCAAAAGACUUCUGGGACAUGCUGAAUGAGCAGAAUGAGGAAAGCCUCAGAAAGCUCACAGACGUAGCGGUCAUAGAGAAGCUAUGUGAAAGAGCACCUCAUCAGCCAAUGACAGAGGAGAAAGAAGUGUGUGAAAGUUCUCUUUGGAAAGAAAAUGAGAAUUUUCUAUGGAAAAAGUAUAGUCCAGGUGAUUCAGAUGAACCAUCCACUGCUACAUCUUGUAAUGUAGUAAAAUGAAAGUUUUUAAGUGAGUUGCAAUAUAAUUAACUUAGUUAAUUAAUAAAAUUUGCAGAACUUCAACUGUAUGCAGUAAAAUGUGAUACCUUCAUGAAAUUAAAGGCAAAGGGAUUAAUUCAUAUUUAUGACAUUUUACAGAUGUGAAUAUAUAUUUAAUAUGAUACAUAUAUAUACAUAGUAUGUAUGUGCAUGUAUAGUACAUAUGUAGUAUAUAUUAUUGUGAACUAUGAUAUAUUAAU